Protopterus annectens (West African lungfish) is the source of this 2726-nucleotide messenger RNA. RefSeq names its product protein mono-ADP-ribosyltransferase PARP12-like. Gene Ontology annotation, molecular function: NAD+ poly-ADP-ribosyltransferase activity; metal ion binding. Lineage: Eukaryota; Metazoa; Chordata; Ceratodontiformes; Protopteridae. The record is from RefSeq and is a predicted model, not a curated record. The transcript has 12 exons. The coding region runs from base 331 to 2238 and encodes 635 amino acids.
GAAUUUGGGUUAAAUUCAAUGUGCCUUAAAUCAAUAGUAGGCUUAGUAGACUGGCUGGAUGUCAGGCGUCCACUAAUGCAGCGGUGAAUGUAAGGACAUGGAUGCAUAAUAAUGAUAAUGAAUGGUUAAAACAUCUGGUGCCACUGUGCCAAAGGGUUUAAGACUGUAGUACUUGCGUGCCUGACGGCCCUAACCAAUCAGGAAUUUAUUUCCGCAACUUUCAGGGACGCAAACACAGAAAGUUGCAGUACUGCUUAGUUUCGUUUCUCAAAUUGCUUGCAUCUGUGUUGUUGUGGUAGGGUAAAAAUAAAUCAAAAAGAUAUCUGUGAAAUGGCAGAGUUACUUGCUUACAUCACUAAGCUUAUUUGUUCUUCUCAGUCAGGAUUUUUGGAGUAUGACGAAAUCCACAAACUCACAAAGGUUCCCGACUUGCUGCUUAGGCAGGUAUUGGAGAAUAAAGACCAUUUUGUAAUAGCUAAUUAUCCUGCAGAUAAGAAGAGGGUUUUUGCUACAACUGCCCUUAAGCUGUGUGAACUAUACCCUAAAGGCGAGUGCGAUGGAGUGUGUGAACAGCUGCACUUGUGUAAAUAUUUUAUUUACCGAUCCUGCAGAUCUAAAGGGAAAUGCAAAUUCUCUCACGACAUCCAUGACCCCCACAACUCUAAGGUAAUGGAGGUGAAUAAACUCAGUGGUCUUAACGAAACAGAAAUGAGUGUGCUUCUACUUCAUAGUGACCCAGGUUUGCUUCCUGAUGUGUGCCAGCACUAUAACAAGGGUGAUGGUCAGUUUGGAGCCUGUACUUACAAAAACGAAUGCUUUAAGCUUCACAUGUGUUACUAUUUCAUGCAAGGGAAUUGCAGAUUUGGUAAUGGGUGCAAGAGAUGCCAUCGUUUUACUGAUAAUGCCAGCUUGAACAGACUACUGCAGAAAUCUAACCUAAAUGGCAACCUUCUUGAAAAUUUACAAGCCAUCUAUGAGCAUAAAAAUCAUGGCAACUUGAAUAGCAGAGAAGAAGAAGCUGAACUUGACAUUUACAGCAGCCCAAAUCAAGAUGAAUCUAAAGAGAUCUGUCUUUAUAACAUCAGGAAAACCUGUGGCUAUAAAGGGAGGUGUAAAUAUGUGCAUUUCCAUUUGCCGUAUAGAUGGCAGUUUUUUGAUGGAAUGGCCUGGACUGAUUUCGAUAAAAUGGAAGAAAUUGAAAAAGCCUACUGUGACGCAAAGAAUGACAGCUUUCCAUCAGUCAGAAUAGAUUUUGAGAAUAUGGUGUAUAACUUGAAUGCAGUGCAGCGCCUAUCUACUGCAUCUUCAGUGACUAAGCCUCCAUAUUACAUUCUCACAACAGAGUGGCAUUGGUACUGGGAAGAAGACAAUGGCAUCUGGAAUGAAUAUGGAAAGGAGGGUGCUAAAGGCUCUACUGCAAAUGUUACAUCUCAAGACCUGGAGAAUAUAUACUUAGCCAGUGAAGCAGAACCCGUGUAUUUCACAGCUGGCGAUUUAACAUAUGAACUGGAUUUCUUAGACAUGAGUCAGAAAAGCUUAUACUAUAAGACAAAAAGAAGAGUUCGCAGAAGGCCAACAUUUAUCUCUGCAGAGGAUGUUGACAAAAAGAUUAAAAGCCAAGAAGUUUCUAGCCAGCGGAGAGCGAUGCUUUUAAACACGAUCCCCGAGUACUGGGAUAAAUCAACACUUCCUGAACUAAGUUACAAGGUAGUAGAUGUUCCUGAAUCAUCUGAUGAGUACAAGAAAAUAAAGGACCUUUUUAUGGAAACAAUGACUGGCAGUAAUAUUAUGAAGAUUCAAAGAAUUCAAAAUAUGAACCUUUGGGGAGAUUUUCAGUGGCAGAAAGAAAAGAUGAUUAAGCAGAAUGGAGGGUUAGAUGUUGAUGAACGAAUAUUAUUCCAUGGAACAGACCUUGCCAAUGUGGAUGCUAUUUGUGAACAGAACUUUGACUGGAGACUCUGUAAUGAUAGCACACGUUAUGGAAAAGGAAGUUAUUUUGCAAAGGAUGCAUAUUUUGCCAAUCGCUAUUCCUCAUCUGAAUCGGGCUUAAGAGUCUUGUUUGUUGCUCGAGUAUUGGUUGGCAAGUUUACAGUAGGAAAACCGGAGUAUACGCGUCCACCAACAAUGGGUGAUAACCAGUUCUAUGACAGCUGUGUGAACAAACACCCAGACCCAUCAAUUUUUGUUGUGUUUGAAAAACACCAGAUCUAUCCUGAGUAUAUUAUAGAGUUUGUAUGAGGUGGAUCAGCAGUCCACAACUGAAAAAUGCCUUGUUAUAGUAAUUAAUUACUGCAAAUACUUUUUAAAAAUGCUCCACCACACCCUCCUUUAUGCAUGCUGCCGGUCUCUUUUUUGAGAGAAAUUGUGACUUUUAUUAAUUGCUCAAGGUGAGGAAGUUUUUAACUGUUUCUCAACAUUGCGAAGAAAUUUCAGAAUUUUAGAAUAGAAUGGCUGUGCAUCUGCAUCCAUGCAGUCAGUAACAAGUAAACGGCUGCUUCAUUCCAAGAUAUAAUUCAAAACUUGUAAAUGUCAGGAACAUAAGCUUGAUAUGAAGUAAGAGAGUAUCAAAAAUGUAUAUGAUGUAUUUGUUGAAAAUUAAGCAUUAAGUGGGUGUAGAAUUAAAUAUUUGCAUUCCUGACAGGAGAGUCUCAAAAACAUCAGAUAUGUGUUUAAGACAUUGUAAAAAAAGUGAAACACUUCCUUUAAUUAAACUUUAUUUACAUUAA